Poeciliopsis prolifica (blackstripe livebearer) is the source of this 3466-nucleotide messenger RNA. It is a transcript of the gene slc37a3, whose product is annotated as solute carrier family 37 member 3. Gene Ontology annotation, biological process: transmembrane transport. Bases 271 to 1782 code for a protein of 503 amino acids. Gene Ontology annotation, molecular function: transmembrane transporter activity. Gene Ontology annotation, cellular component: endoplasmic reticulum membrane. The transcript has 14 exons. NCBI's taxonomy places the organism in Eukaryota, Metazoa, Chordata, Actinopteri, Cyprinodontiformes, Poeciliidae. The record is from RefSeq and is a predicted model, not a curated record.
CCGCGGCGGUCUGUGCCGUUGAAGAGUGGCAAAGAAAUUCACAGUAAUCAAAGACGUACAGUCGCUAUACCAAGGAUAAACUGGGCUCGGAGAACCUCUACGGAAAGGCACAGCUUUCCUCCCGUAGCAAUGCGUUUGUGUCAUCUGAGUUAGUAGUGGAGGUCCUCAUGUAAGCCUCCCCCCUCCCUGUCCUGCAACGACCUCCACCGACCCGACACCAUCUCCUUCCUCCUCCUCCGCCUCCUCUUCCUCCCUCCAGCUGCCCCUGUGAUGCCUCCCUCGUGCUUUGGCUGUCUGUCACAGUACACCCAUCAUCAUCUGGUUGUGUUCCUCCUCACCUUCUUUAGCUAUGUGUUGCUGCACGCUUCCAGAAAGACCUUCAGCAAUGUGAAGGUCAGCAUCUCGGCCCAGUGGACGCCGUCCGCCCAGAACGACAGCGCUCCUGCGUUCUCUCCGGACGAGACAUGGGAGGACAAUCACCUGUUUGCUGAUGAAAAGCAGGCCACGCUGUUUUUGGGAGCUCUGGACACGAUCUUCCUCUUCUCAUACGCGGUGGGUCUGUAUCUGAGCGGCAUCAUCGGGGACAGAGUCAACCUGCGCUACGUGCUCUGCUUCGGCCUGUGCGGAUCCGCCAUAGUGGAGUUCCUUUUCGGCACCCUGACCGAAUGGCUCCACGUCUACAACGUCUACCUGUACUGCAGCCUGUGGGUGCUGAACGGCCUGCUGCAGUCGGCCGUCUGGCCCUGCGUGGUGGCCGUCAUGGGCAACUGGUUCGGCAAGACGGGGCGCGGCUUCGUGUUUGGACUGUGGAGUGCCUGCGCCUCGGUGGGGAACAUACUGGGUGCCUUUCUGGCCUCAAGCGUGCUCAAGUACGGAUAUGAGUACGCCUUCCUGGUUACUUCUGUGGUGCAGUUUGCUGGCGGGGUGGUGGUGUUCUUUGGCCUCCUGACCUCGCCAAAGGAAGUCGGUUUGCACUUGGAGUUAGAAACCGGGCUGAGCCCGGUGGAGACAGACACGGACAGCCACAGACCGCUGAUGAGUGACGAGGAGGAUGACGAACAGGAGGUGGAGACGUACAGCCAACGAUGCGGCGCGGAUCAGCCACCGGAGGAACCUGUGGACGAGCCUCCUCACGCCAUUGGCUUUUUCCAGGCGUUCUGCCUUCCUGGAGUCCUGCUCUACUCCUUGGCGUACGCGUGCCUGAAGCUGGUCAACUACUCCUUCUUCUUCUGGCUGCCUUUCUACCUGAGCAACAACUACGGGUGGAAGGAGGCCAAGGCCGACCGGCUGUCCGUGUGGUACGAUGUCGGCGGAAUCGUGGGGGGAACCCUUCAAGGUCUGAUCUCUGACUUCAUGGGGAAGAGAGCGCCUGUGUUGGUUUUCAGCCUCGUAAUGGCAAUGGGCUCCCUGGUGGGAUACAGCCACUCUCCUAAUGACAAGGUGAUCAACGCAGUGAUCCUGGCGAUCACUGGCUUCUUCAUCGGCGGCCCGUCCAACAUGAUCAGCUCGGCCAUUUCUGCAGAUCUGGGGAGACAGGACAUCCUGAGGGGCAGCCAGGAGGCCCUGGCAACCGUCACGGGGAUAGUGGAUGGAACCGGGAGUAUAGGAGCUGCUGUGGGACAGUACCUGGUGUCGCUGAUUGAGAGCAGACUGGGCUGGAUGAGUGUUUUCUACUUCUUCAUCGUCAUGACAGGGGGCAGCAUUGUCUUCAUCGCGCCGUUGCUCGUCAGAGAACUGCGAGACAUGUGGAGAGACCGGCAAGCUCUGCGCCACCAGCUCUAAGAGCCCGACCGUCGGCUCCGGUUCUGCUCAUUCGCUCGGCUCCAGGAUCUAUAAGGUUCGCCGUCAGCCAGAACAGAAACGUUAAAACGUUCUGUAAGGCUUCACUGAGCUCAACACAGGGAGGGUUUAGCUGAAGUGCUGGGGGCGUGUGGUGUACAUAUUUUAACGUUGUAAAUUAAUGUAAAUAAUUCUCUUUCUCCUCAAGCACUUCAGUUGAUAUGAGUCUUGAAUCAGGAAUGUAGACGUGAGGUUAAAAUGAAGACUGUGAAUAGUGAUUGUAGUUUUGUAAUCUUGCACUCAGAUUUGAGUUUUCUUCAUCGGUCUGACAUUAUUUCAGUGAACCACUUUAAUCUUCGUCUUUGUUUACAAUCGGGGGGGACUGGUCCUAUCGUUCACUUACGCCACCGAAUCCUUUUGUUUACGCUUUCUUUAUUCAGAAAUGUUUACACUUUUAGUUUCUGGUUCUUAAUUGGUGACAAAGUCGCACUCUUCAAAUGCGGCGCGGCAUUCUUUAAACUUACAGCGGCCCCCACAUUUAUCUGAGCCCUCGUAAAAUAAACGGAUCUUUUUGUUCUGUAGCAUAAACUUGCACCAUAAUCUUAGCUAAUCUUAAAAUCUUUUAUUGGGUUUCUACAAACCCAAUAAAAGUAUUAAAAGCAACAAGCUGUUCUUUGAAGAAUCACCCAGAUUAAAACAAUCCUCAUCCUGAUUUAUCACAGUUCUGGCUGUUUUCAGUAUUUUUUAUUAUUGGCAGUAUGGACAGGUGAAGGUGAUCCUGUCCAUACUGCCAAUAUUUUUGCUAUUUUAUGACAGAUCUUACUUUAUAUGACUGAUGAAGAACCUCUGUAUCAUCUCCUAGUUACAAAAAAAAAUUAGAAACUUCUCAAAUUUAAGUAUUUUUUUUAAUUAUUUUGACAAAAUAUGUGGUUACAUUUUAUUUAUUUCUUAUGGAUUUCAGUCCAAAGAUUGAAGAAAUAUUUUAAGACCCACUAAAGCUUUUUAAUUCUUGGUGGUUUGUCCACCAAAUAAAACUUGGUUUUAUUAUGAAAGCAAAUUAAUUAUUCUUUUUUUACAUUUACGAGUAAAAAUCAACAUUUUUGCAAGGAUAAAAGUCUGUCUCAUAAAAUGAGGCCAUUUGAGUCCUUUCUAAAUAUAAAAACUGUAGAAAAGCAGUCGGCUGCUUAAAAAUACAGGACAAGCUUGAAAUUGAAUUUCCUUGACUCAAAGUAAAAUUUUCCAUCAUUACUGCAGAGAAAAUGGUUAGCUGCAACAUUUUGUGUAACAGUUUAUCAGGGAUGUAAAUAAAUGUGAAGAGAGCUGUGUCUUUGCACAGACUUUACAUUUAUUUUUGGCUCAAUGUAAAAUCAAACCUUUAUAAAAUAUUCAGUUUUGACAGUUGCCAACUUCUUUUCAUGACUAGAAGUAGAUAUUGUUUUGUCAAAAUGAUUUUUUAUUUUUUUUUUUUGCAUUUAUUUUAAUGCUAUCUGAUAUCAGGUCAUAAUAUAUUCAACUAUAAAUCUGUUUAUGGGAGGAGCCAAACACAUGUAAUGGAUUGUAAAAAAUAAGUAGGUGUGAAAUUUUUCCUCUGUAUUUUUUAAUGGUUUCAUUUAUGUGCAUCUUUUAACUGUAACUUCUACUUCUGUGUGAAAUAAAUGCAAAGUCGCCAUCAAGCUACAAGCAGUUU